Physella acuta is the source of this 1132-nucleotide messenger RNA. RefSeq lists its product as uncharacterized. NCBI's taxonomy places the organism in Eukaryota, Metazoa, Mollusca, Gastropoda, Physidae. The record is from RefSeq and is a predicted model, not a curated record.
UUUCAAUAGCAGCGUAGCAGUUUGUAGAACGAUUUAAGAUCUAGAUCUAGCUGUAAAAUUUACUGCAGUUAUCUUUGAAAUGCCUACACGAAUUCAGGUCAAGGUUGUUACUAAACAGAUAAAAUAUUUGGAAGAAAAGAUACAAGUUCUGGAACCCACCAUUGAACUUAUGAAAAAUGUUGUUACAAAAAGUAAGGCGUGGCUAGAAGAAAAAACUGACCAAUCAUCUGUCAGCUACAUCGAGCUAUCACAAGAACUGGACACAGCAGCCACGGCCUUGUUGGAUGUGACGUCACAUAUUUCUGACGAGGACAACAAGGACGUCAACAAACCAACGCCAUCUUUACCACCGAAUAACACACAGACAACAGCAACAUUUCUGACAGUAGAAUCAACAAGACAACUCAAGACACAAGACAAACAUACAGCGGUUGAAGAACAUCCUGACCUCGAGCGUAGACUCGCCUAUAUUGAAACAACACUAUCUUCACUACAAGACACACAACACAAGUCUACAGAUGACAUAUCAGAAAUAAAACAAUGGAGAGACAACUUUGUAACAGAACAGAGUGACAUGGGGGUAAACAUUGAACAACUGACUAAAAAACAAAAGCAGAAUUUUAAAAGCCUCAGAAAACAAAUGAGUGAACAAGAUAACAAAAUAAAGGAGCUGAACAAAGAAAUUGAAAGUUUAAAGAAAAAGAAUCCAAGUCAAACCAAACACUAGAGAGAAUGUCUCUAGAUAUAAAAGAAUAUAAAAACAAUGUACACAAAAUAAAUAAAGAUAUGCAAGAUUACACAGACAAAAUAGAUAGUAUAACACAAGAAAUUAAAAGACAUUCGGAUUUGAUGGCUGCCCUACAAGAGGAGUGUGAUAAAAUCUUGUGUAAUACAUCAACUCAAUUAGAAAAGCUCCUACAAAAAAGAUUGAUGCCCAUUGACAAACUGAUUCAAAUCUUUAACAAGAACUUGGAAACUAGGGAAGAAAGAAUAACGAAGCUUGAAACUAUUGAAGAUACUAUUGCACUGUUGAACAAAGAUUUCAAUCUAUUAGAUUGUUCAACAGUUGAGCUAAUUGCUCCUUCAUAGGAAUCGAUACGGCCAUCUGUAUGAAAAUAUAAACUGAUUUAUU